Molecule: messenger RNA, 405 nt
Organism: Suillus paluster
Lineage: Eukaryota; Fungi; Basidiomycota; Agaricomycetes; Boletales; Suillaceae
Product: ACN9-domain-containing protein
Exons: 4
Coding region: 1-405 (134 amino acids)
Biological process (GO): succinate metabolic process; mitochondrial respiratory chain complex II assembly
Cellular component (GO): mitochondrion; mitochondrial intermembrane space
Source: RefSeq, a predicted model, not a curated record
AUGUACUCUACUUUUGUUCGCCUCGCAGAAUCUGUGACCACUAAGCCUUUGAACCUGCGCCAGGCCAGUGUCACGCUAUACCCCCCAAUUCCCCUGUACCGCAGACUACUGAGGGCGCACCGGAGGCUCCCGGUCGAAAUGCGAUCGCUGGGUGAUGACUAUGUCAAAGCAGAGUUCAGAAGGCAUAGAGAGAUUACCAAUCCAGUACACGUCAUGGGAUUUCUGACACAGUGGAAGAUGUACUUGGAUGAGCUACCUCGAGACCCGUCGGACUCGAGAAGCUUCAAAAAACUAGACCCCACGGUAUUCGAAAAGAUGUCUGCGGAACAACUUGGACAGUUGUACGAGUUUAUGCACGCGACUAAGGAGAUAUGGAAACCGGUGAACGGCGAACAGGCCGAUUAA